Echinops telfairi (small Madagascar hedgehog) is the source of this 972-nucleotide messenger RNA. It is a transcript of the gene TMEM126A, whose product is annotated as transmembrane protein 126A. Gene Ontology annotation, cellular component: mitochondrion. The transcript is spliced from 6 exons. The record is from RefSeq and is a predicted model, not a curated record. The coding region runs from base 340 to 933 and encodes 197 amino acids. Lineage: Eukaryota; Metazoa; Chordata; Mammalia; Afrosoricida; Tenrecidae. Gene Ontology annotation, biological process: mitochondrial respiratory chain complex I assembly.
GAAGCAGGGGAGUGACGCUAAAGGGCUGUUCUCGGUUCACUGUCCAUCCCUGGGAGGAAAGACCCCAUGAAUUAAUCUAAUUCAGCGCGAAAAGAGCCGGCGGCUGAACCUGAAUAUCACGUUUACUGUUCAUUUACGUAGGGACCUUAGCUAAAAUUUCCCAGGCCUCACUUCGCACGUGGCCUAUUUCUCUAUACCAGUAGCCCUAGCGGCGCGGUCUCGGAAGUGUUGGACUCAUAACUUCAAGUCCGGCCCUCCAACGGAUCUGGAGGGACAUUGAACUGGCCCCGUCUAAAAAGUUUGAGGACCCCUGCGUGCUGUUUACAACCCUGCUUCAAGAUGGAAAAUCAUGACCCAGAUGAUACUAUGAAGGGAACCUCAAGUAUUAGUUUUAUAAACAGAAAAAUUAACCAACUUCCAGAUGUAGAAAAGAAUCUACUUGAACAUGGAUCAACAUAUGUUGGACUUAAUGCUGCUUUCUCUGGCCUGAUAGCAAACAGUCUUUUUCGCCGUGCCUUAAAUGUGACACAGGCUCGGAUAGCUUCUGGCUUACCAAUGGCGGUGAUUCCAUUUCUUACAGCAGAUUUAACUUACAAAGCAUUUGUAAAUCUUCCUUUGAGUGCAGGUCAUCUGAACUGUGAAACUUGCACUGUAAUACGGGGUGGACUGGUCGGUCUUGUUCUUGGUGGUCUUUAUCCUGUUUUCUUGGCUAUACCCAUCAAUGGUGGCCUAGCAGCCAGGUAUGAAUCAGCCCUGCUACCAGAGAAAGGAAGUAUCUUAACCUACUGGAUCAGAAUGUCUAAGCCUGUCUUUAGAAAGAUGGUGUUUCCCAUUUUGCUCCAGACCAUGUUUGCAGCAUACCUAGGGUCUAGACAAUAUAAGCUGCUUCUAAAAGCCCUUCAGUUACCAGAACCUGUCUUAGAUACUCCCUGAUGUAAAACAUGUACACAAAAAUAAAGUAGUAAAAAUAAA